CCUCCCCUGCCCUCCCUGCCUUCCCUCCCUCCUCCCCUCCCCUCCCUACCCCUGAACCUGCGGGCUCCGCCUUGGAACAGCAGGCGGGACCGAAUCCACCCCUACCCCUCCGCCCGGGCCUGGUGGCCCAGUUCUUGGCGGUAGCGACGACAUGCGGCUCCUGUUCCUGGCAGUACUGAGGCCUCACACUGGCAACGCGGUCACAGCUGGGCGCCUACGGGACCACCUAGAAGCUGCAGGCCACAUGUGUGUUCUGAGAGAUGCCUUUGAUUUUGAAAGCCCAUCUGAAAUUGCCAACCUGAUCAUGGAUGAAAAUCUGGAAGCAGCACUAGCUCUUCACCUCUACCGAGGAGGCAGACUUCUGCAAGGUCACAGCAUUCCUUUCGGGGUCAUCUUUGGUGGAACUGACUUAAAUGAAGAUGCCAAUCACAAAGAAAAAAAGGAAGUCAUGGGGAAAGUUCUGGAGGAAGCCAGGUUUGCUGUGGCUUUCACCGAGGCAAUGAAGGACACAGCUCAGGUGCAGUGGCCACAUGCAACUGGGAAGAUCUUUGUCCAGAGUCAAGGAAUUGCAACAAUACCAAAUGCCAACUUUAACUGGAACACCUUCCUGCAGCAAUCAGAGAUUGACCAAAGCGCUGACAACCUGUACAUAUUCCUUAUAAUCUGUGGACUCAGACCGGUGAAGGAUCCUCUGUACCUUGUGGAUGCAUUCUCAGGUAGAUCCAGUGUUUACAAGGGAAGUGAAAGAGCGGGUGAGGAGGGCUGCAGGGGUGCGGCUGAUCCGAGAGAUGUGCCAGGAAGAUCUGCAUGCAGUGGUGAAGAGCUGCUUUGCGCUGGUCAACAGCUCCGUCUCCGAGGGCAUGUCAGCUGCCAUCUUGGAGGCAAUGGAUUUGGAAGUUCCCGUGCUAGCCAGGAACAUCCCUGGGAACUCGGCUGUGGUAGAGCACGGAGUCACGGGACUGCUGUUUUCAAACCCUCAGGAGUUCAUUCAGUUGGCAAAGAGACUGGUUAGCGAUCCCGCACUGGAGAAGGAAAUCGUGACCAACGGAAGGGAAUACGUGAGGACGCAUCAUUCCUGGCAGGUGGAGAGAGACACCUACCAGCGCCUCAUCAGGAAGCUAGAGACGAACUUGGAGGAUUAAAUGAUGGAAGUCCGUGCUCACCACAUCUGUCCCAACAACCAUCAGGUGCUCAGCUCGGGGCAGAUGCCAAAAGAUGGGACCCAGUCCUGGACCACUGGAAUCCUAGAGUCCCCAGGAACACAUCCAAACCCCACCCCACCCCAAGUCUCUUCCUGUUUGGCAGACAGUUCUGCUGUGCUUACAGCUCAGUUCUGGAUGGACUUAUAGCUCACUUCUGAAAGUGCUUGUGACUCAGUCCCAGAGGUGUUUACAGAUCAGUCAUCAGUGGGCUUGUAGGCUCACUGCUCAGUCCCAGAUGGGUUUGUAGCUCUGUGCAGGAGAUGGAGGUGCAUCUCAGGGGCCUUUGGAGGACUGUUUCAAGGACUGCUUUUACAACGUAUGGAGGCUUAUUUAUAAGCAACAAAACCCAAAAAGGCCAGGAUUGUCAAUGGAGUGGAGCUGGCAGCAUUUUUGAUAUGAUCUUGAUCAACAAGCCAUCAUGGGACAGGGGGGUGGCGGGGGUUGGUAGGGAGGCGGGCUGUGGUUGGCAUGCUAAUUAGCUCUGGAGAGGCUAUGAAUGUAUCAUGUUGUGUCACUUCUCACUAGUGUACCUGAGAGCCCAGCUUGCUUUCCAGAAGAGGCCCUGCCCCCCCUGUAUGACAUCACAGGGAGUCUGGCUCUCAAGAUGGAGGCUGGGAGCCUUAAAUUCAAUGUGGGUGGUCAUUCCUCUUACUGCUAAGGAAUUGAGAACAAGUGUUGAUUGAGUCACAAGACUCCAGACAAUGGUGGGACCCAAGACUGUGACAAGAGGUCACUGGGGUAUGAGAAGUCAAUCUGGGUAGUGGGGGUAUCUUUCGAUGGGAUCUCCCUACAACAGCGCUCCGUUCCUCCAGCAACCCUUUUGUUGAAUUUCAACAAGGCUGUGCUACUGUGAGCAGGACGUGCAAUGGCCACCUGUGUAAGCAGCUUGGAGGAGGAGGAGGAAGAGGAGGAAGAGGAGGAGGAGGGGGAAAGGGAAGGGGAGGAGGAGGAGGAGGGGGAAGGGGAGGGAAGGAGGAGGGGGGGGGACCGCAGCCAAUAGCCACACAUGAGUAUCAGACUGUGGAGGGAACGGAGGAGGAGUCAGAACCCAUAUCAUACUUGCUCCAACUCAGAAGGCACAUCUGGGCCUUUUGCAUUUCAUAGCAGCAGCAAGCAUCUCCUUUUUAGAGAAGCAGGCUGGAAGGAAGCAAGCUUUGUAAACCAGAACAUCAGGGAUGAAAUCAGAGCCCGAUUCGAUAGAGGAUGUAAUUCUCGGCCUUUAUUCUGUACCUCAGAUUCAGCACCGGCACUUUCACGUAGGCUCCAGCAGAGGCAGCAGCAAUCCCUCACUGCUCGAGCUUCAAGCAUUUGCAAGGCGCACUGAGAAAUGUGUCCAUUUCCUUGGCCCUCAGCCUGAGCUGGGGGUCUUACCUCUCUGGGCACAAGAAGGGGUGGGGGUAGAGGGGCGUGGAGAGAAUCACGAGGCCUGAAUCUCCAUAGCAGCUCCUCUGAGCCCAGAGUUCAAACCCACCUCAGGAGAGGUGUGUAGAGGUCAGGUAUCACGGUUGUUUACAAAAAACAGGAUGCUCCGGAAUGCUUGCCUCUCCUUUGCCCAGGGAUGACAUCACUGCCUGACCACUGUGCCAGCAUCUCUAAGCUACAUCUGCAAAUGCUCCUUGGGGAAGGAAGGUUUCUUAACUAAUAAAGCGUGUUACCAUCAGCUAUAUAUAUCUAUUUUUUAAAGCUGCUGUUUAUUUAUUCCAGAAGCACCUCUUGUUGGGAGCAGCCCCAACACCCCACCCCACCCCUGCAACACGGUCCCCAAGAAAACAAAUACAUUACUCGAAUUUCUGAUCAGAGGGGUUGGACACGAACUUAUACUGAAGUGUAACAGCUUUCCCUUUCCGUACCAGACACUUGAAGAACAUAAAGAGGAGCGGUUUCUGCAGACUCAACAGUUUGGAGGUUCUAGUCUAUGCCUGGUUGGCUCUGUUUGGUAUCCAACCCCAGGACAAGGGACAGGGGUGCCUAUUUUACAUACUGAAGCAGACCUGGCCUCCAGGUUUUCCCAGCAUCCCUCAGACCCUACCUGGCAUAUCCUGCCCCCAACUCUGAACUUUCCAGCCCAGGGGCUGGGCUGCCCUUCCCCCCAGAAGCUCCUCCCUAUAUAAUCCAGACAGUUUUGGUCUCUCUCCUCUUCUCUCUCUGUCCACGCAUGCGCAUCCCCUUCUUUCUCUCUCCUCCUGCCCCCUCCUUCCUUUCCCAUUGCAACUUCCCUGGUCUUGAUCCUUGGGGCCAGAGAACUCGCCCACCGGAAAGCAGCUUCCCAAUAAACCUGCCUUUAAUAUAA
This is a messenger RNA of Mus musculus (house mouse), 3492 nucleotides long. RefSeq names its product glycosyltransferase 1 domain containing 1 (gene Glt1d1). The coding region runs from base 152 to 1012 and encodes 286 amino acids. Gene Ontology annotation, cellular component: cytosol; extracellular region. The record is from RefSeq and is a predicted model, not a curated record. The transcript has 11 exons. Lineage: Eukaryota; Metazoa; Chordata; Mammalia; Rodentia; Muridae. Gene Ontology annotation, molecular function: glycosyltransferase activity.